UCGGCCAAUGUCGGCUGCAGGAAAACGCGUCCUAACCGCGUCAACCGCGAAAUGUGAAAUGCAUAUGUUCAUGUCGCGUGAUCGUUCACUGUGAUUGUCAUUGCCAGUCCGUAUUCAAGUAUCACCACACUACGCACAACCAUGAGCGUGGAAAUUUGUUACACGGACAUGUGCCGCGCCUGUAUGAAAACCAACGGCACCAUGCUGUCGAUGUACGGCGAUAAUAAAAUCAAAGGCAUGAAUCUGCCGGGCAAGCUCGUAGAACUCACGUCUGUCGAAAUUAACCAAUUCGAUGGACUUCCCGACAAACUCUGCUGCAAAUGUGCUUAUCGUAUUCAUGUUUUUUAUGACUUUAAGCAGCAAGUACAAGAAACAAACAAGAAAUUGUUAAAGAUGUUUGGGAAACAGGAGCGCAUGUUAAAGAAAGAACCAUUAGAUGAGAAAAACAUCAUAGACAUUUCUAUGCCAAUAAACGAAUCCUUUGAAUUCAUAUUGCCAAGCGAUCCGAGUGAUAUCUCACAGAAUUUAAUGCCUGAGAUAAUAGAAGAGACAACUGAGGACAAGCAAGAAGUUAUGAUAGAUGUAUCUCAGUUAUUCGGAAACCACAAUGAUGAAAAGGAUAGUAACCUCAGUUGGGCUGAUGUUCUUUCCAAUCUACGAGAAACCAGCGAGGAACAAACGGACGUAGGUUCUGUAAAAACUGAAGCACCAGAGGAGAUACCAGAGGAAAUACCAGAGGAAAUUACGAAGAUCUUGGACUCGCAGCAGUACACUAUAAUGUAUGUACCGAAAUCUAUAAUCGAUUCCACCACGGAAAUUUCGAUAUCUGACUCGGAUCAAGAAAAAGCCGAGAACGACCACAACAUACUUGUAGAUGCCAUGAAAAUAUUGGAUAAAGAAGAGGAAGAUAUCGAAGAGUUCUCGCACGACAUAUGUGCUUCUAGUCCGGUGGAGUCGAAAGCAGUUACGGAGAAGAAACGUACAACUUGCACAACAGAUCAGGACGAUGACUCGAUGGAAAAUAAGGAAACGAGCGAAGAGAGCAAUUCGAAAAUUGAACAGCUUGCACUGCAAACGGACAACGAUGAGUCUGAUUCCGAUUACUUCAUCGAUCCUAAGGACAACAUAUUAGGUAGCCUGAACGACAUGAUAACGCGGAUAAAAGAGCUGAGGCAGGGAAACGAGACUAUAUAUCAGUGUACAUUGUGUUUGCAAAAUUACGAUCAACUGAUAGGCGGGUUGUUACACAUCAUCGACAACCACGUUCCUAGCAGUGGGCCUUUUUUCUGUGUGGUAUGCGAGAAGGACUGCGACAGCCACCGAGAAUUACGUGCGCACGCGAAAACGCACACCGGCCGUUUGCCAUAUUCGUGCUUCAUCUGUAAUAAGGCAUACGCUACGAAACGUUACUUGAAGCGGCACAUGGCGUGUCACGCCGAUUUUCCGCGCUACCGUUGCUCGAAGUGCAGCAUCCGUUUUACGGCCAAGGCGGACCUCGAGACUCAUAUGACAACGCAUGUGUGUGGCGCACCUUUCGCCUGCAGCCAGUGUUCGCGCAAAUUUAAUCACAAGGGUAAUUACAAGCGACACUUGAUCAGUCACUUGGAUCCGCAGGGCCUUUAUCUGCCUAAGUAUCCGUGCGAAACCUGUAACAAACGAUUCCCCAACAAACGCACACUAGAAACUCACAUGCGUGUCCAUACCGGUGAAAAGCCGUUCUGUUGCGAAAUCUGUGGAAAAUCGUUUUCACAGCAAGGUAACCUGCUGAAUCACACAAGGAUACAUUCCAAUCCGCGUAGCUACACAUGCGAUGUUUGCAAUAAAAGUUUUAACCAGCAUGCCACGUUAAAGGAUCAUCGGCUACUGCACACAGGCGAAAAACCUCAUGUGUGUAAUGUAUGUGGAGUUGCGUUUACGUUUAGCGCUGCAUUGAGGAGGCACAUGUGGUCUCACACGAACAAAAAGCCGUUUAGAUGCGAAAUAUGCCAAGCACAAUUCGUUGGCAAAUACGAUUUACGACGACACAUGCAGGUGCAUACCGAUCGGCCCAAAAUGAAACGAAAGAAAAACGCUACAUCGAAAUCGAACAACCUUCUCCGAGAAGAAUUCAAGGAAGAAGAUUCCAUCACAAUGGAGCCGAAUAUUGAAACAAUACUCGUUGAAGAAGUACUUUUGGCAGAUGACGUCACGGAAGUUGCGCAUCAAGCUGAAUCAGAGAAAGAGAACUUCGAUGCAUUAUUCAAUUUUACAUAGUAUGAUUAAUGUGUUUACAGUGAUAUUUACAGACUAGCUACUACUGUUUACAAUGAAAAAAAUAUUAGCUUUUUUUUUUCAUUCGUACUUUUCAUCUAAUUCAUCCGAAUGCUGAUCAAUUUUUCUCUAUUCAAUUUAUUUUCAUUAAUAGUAAAGAAGUUUAUACGGCAAAUUUACACCGAAAACGUCAAAUUUUUUAAGUUUGAUGAAGUUAUAAACAGUUUAUAUGUAAAUAUACUGUAGUGAGAAAAUGUGCGGAUGUUUGAGCUUUAACUCUUCGGAAUUUUUUCUCUCUAAAUUUCAUGGAGUAAAAUUUACUUGAAAAGUAGACCAUCGAGCUAUAUUAAGUGAAUUCUACAAUCUGAAUCGUUAAAUAAAUAUUUUCACUUGAAAUUGAAAUAUAAAUCGGAUCUAUUCCGCCAUAAUAGCAAUAUAUUUAUUUUAAUCAAUUGAAACAUUCGCUUUCAUGGUUCAGAACUUAAACUAAACUUAAGUAAACAAUCACUCUUGCAAUUUCGAAUGGCAGUAUUUUCAUUCGAACGAUAGUAAAAGCACUGCCGCUUUUUAUUCAUUUAGAGAUUCUACUCUAAGAAAUUUAGAGAAUUGAUAUAGCUAGAAAUCUUUUUCUUUUGGAGAUCCUUUGAAGAAAUAGAAAUAUUAUUUUAAAAUAUUUGAUAUAUUUUAGAAGUAUUCAUAAAUCUUAGUGUUGUUAAUUUUACUCAAAUACCCGAAUCUUUCAAUAAUUGAAUGUACCACUAAUUUCAAACGUUAUAAAUUUGAUUUUUUUAACGAUAACAGAUAAUAAUAACAUCUGAAAUCAACCAUAUACUUAAUUACUGAAAGAUUUUGGUACCCAGAUAUUCAAAAUUAACAGCACUAAUAAACUUUUCUUG
Dinoponera quadriceps is the source of this 3146-nucleotide messenger RNA. It is a transcript of the gene su(Hw), whose product is annotated as zinc finger protein 846. The coding region runs from base 142 to 2253 and encodes 703 amino acids. Gene Ontology annotation, cellular component: nucleus. Gene Ontology annotation, molecular function: zinc ion binding. Gene Ontology annotation, biological process: regulation of immune system process; negative regulation of transcription by RNA polymerase II; regulation of cytokine production. The transcript is spliced from 4 exons. Lineage: Eukaryota; Metazoa; Arthropoda; Insecta; Hymenoptera; Formicidae. The record is from RefSeq and is a predicted model, not a curated record.